Messenger RNA from Didymodactylos carnosus, 5130 nucleotides. The record is from the annotation of a GenBank genome assembly. NCBI's taxonomy places the organism in Eukaryota, Metazoa, Rotifera, Eurotatoria, Philodinida, Philodinidae.
CCCUGCAGGAUCCUGCAGAAAAGAAACUUGAAAAGUGAGCGUGUUAAAGAAUCCUGCUCAAUUAUACUCACCAACUUGCAGGAAAAUUUUCAGCGAGGUAACGUGAUGUAAAAACUUGCACUAUAUAUCCAGCAUUCACAGGAUUUUUUCAGAUUCCGGUGUGUCAACGCAGGAAUUCAUAAAUCUUUUUUCAGUGGGUAGCAUCCUAUACCGAGAAUCCUACGACCAUAUUAUCAGUAAGAUCCUACAGGGUUGCCUGAUCUGGGUUCCUUUCAUGAAAAAGAGUCAACAGGACUACCUGACUGGUGCUGGGCGCUUCGUUUCAAAAGGCAUGUUGUGAUUGUGAUAAACUAAGAUUAAUUGAAUAGAACAGAUGUACACGGCUGAAAUAAGUAUCCAAAACUUGACUUUAGUGGGCGGUUUUCUCGUAAUAUAUGAGGGUGAAUAAGAAUCGAAAUUUUCCCCCUUAAAUUUUUAAAAUUAUCGAAAAUUUCCAUUUCACUUUCAGUUCCUAACUUCAAAAAUAUUUUCUUUUUAUUUUACGUCAAAACUGAAUGUAAAAGCAUAUUUUCGAUGUCAGGGAAGUAUGAUAGGAUCAAAAAGUUUAAAAUUUGAGAAGAGCGCAAAAUCUUCCGCUGUUAGCACCAAAAGCUUCAGGUCUUUACGGAUUUGAGAUGAAGCCAAUAUUUUUACGUGAUUCCACUCGCCAUACAACCCCGAAAUAAAGUAUGUAUGCGUCUUAUGAGAUUGCUUUUCAUUUCUAAGAUAUUGCGUUUUUACUGGAACCUGAACAAUUUGACGAAAAUCGGGCAAGUCAUUCUCGAAUAAAAUGGUCAGUUUUGAGUCGACUUCAACGAAAAUUUGAAUAUGGGUAGAAAACAUCGAAGAAUCUAAUGAAAAAACUUCUGAAGGCUCUAUAGAGCCUUCAGAACAUUUCCAGAGCAUUUUUGGAAAACCUUCUCUGCUCACAACUGUUGUAAAAAUCAUUCACAUCGAAGAAAGUAAUUUUCUACAAAAUGUAACUAUUUUCAGAAUUUUGCGCACUACCUACGCUGACAAAUUGAGGUUUGACUUGAAACUUUCGAAAGACUACAGUUUCAAGUAAUGUAUUGUAUUAAUAAAGCAUCAGAGAAACGUCAGAAUGGCUUUAUUUUAUUCAGAAUUCUUUUCUCGAUGCUCACCAUAUGUGUACAACUGUGCAAUACAGUCUUUUAAUUGAAUCUAAUAUACCACGGUUCGGAUUAACGAUCGCCCACUUCACAAAAGUGAUUACUCAAGACAGGUGUCCACAUAGCAACAGUGUAUCUAGGCAUGUUACAAACCCAAACCCAAGCCACUUGGGUGUAUAGACUUGGGUAUUAGGUUGGCCUUCGUGAGAUGUUAAAAGACCGUUCUUCUUCAAGUAUAACUUAUCAUUAGUAACUUGACGACUUUUUUUCAUACGUUUUAUUUGUCUCUUUCUUCUCAUUGACCUUAUUUUCCCUAACAAAAAUCAGGUUUGCUUUAGUUUUCUCUAUUAUUUUCUAUCACUUUUAUAGUGUAUACAACAAAUUCCGCCGUACUUUUGGACUUGUGCUCAUUUUUGUAAAUAUUUUUCUCUUCUUUGCGAUAACAAGAGAAAAGGUACGCGGUCAAUUUGUACGCCAAAUUUGUCUCAGUGUCAACUUUGCUAAUAAGCUUUUUUGUCAAAUCUUCCAUAGAUUUUCAUGCUUGGACCCACUGAGUUUAAAGGAUUAUUUCGUGGUCUGAAAGGGUUUUUAUUCGGCUGCAAUAUAAUAAAGAUUUUCACGAAAAAAUACCAUUUUCUUUUACAAUUUGCUUUCUUAUAAAUAGAAAUGCUUGGACAGUGAAGCAUAAUCGACAUGCUCGAUUCUGGACUAUGCUCGAAUAUAACGCUAUUUCAACGAAAGUGUCAGCGGAGUAUCAUGCGAAGCUCAUCAGAAAGCGACGAAAAUAUGGUCAAUAUUAUUUUGUAGUUGUUGAGAUUUUUUUAUCCUUCGCGAUAGUAUUGUCUUACGAGAGCAGCUGCAGUCGUUAAAAAUGCUUACUUUUUAGCAUAACUUAGGAGAUUCUUGACUGGAAAAGCUUUUGAUUUUCUUAUAGAAGAUGUUCUGGUUUGUUUUAGUCGCUUUAGGAAUGGUAUAUACUUUUAAAAAACUUAAAAAUUUCAUGGGUCCAGUUAGGAAAUCGAAAAAAAUUCUAAAAGAUUCAUCGAUGCAAAAUCGAUUUUUCUUUCUUUUAACUGUCACUUGAAAUCUGUUCUGUACAUGUAUUUAAGACACUAAAAAAUAAAGAUGAUAUUCGCAAAAUAAAUAGCGUAAAAGCACUCAACUCUUCUAGAUAUUUCACCUAAUUUAAAGAAAGUUCUUAUCGCUACCAUCUUGCACACAUAUAUCCACAGGACGAAACAAAACACUACACAUUCUGUUUUCACAUGGACUACCAUGAAAUAAAGCAUCGUACUAGACUCUUAUUAACCCAAGUCCAACAUAAUACCAAACCCAACUCUGACCCAAACCCAAUACCCAAGUGUAGACUUGGGUACCCCAAACCUAAACCCAAUUCUUUGGUUGGGUUAGGGUUUGUAACAUACCUAAUUGUAUCGCAUCAUCUUUUUUUUUGUCUUUCCAGUCUAUAAAUCAAGAAAACAAUAAAAAGAAAAAGAAAAUUGAAGGUAAACAAGAAUUAGAGUUACAUCAUACACAAUUUAUUUUAUUUGAUGAUGGAACACUUAAUCCAUCGGAUAUGGGAAUUUAUCGUUCAAGAUUAGCACGAGAAAUUUCUCGUGGAGCACACCGAGCAAUACCACUAAUUGCCAUAGUAGUAGCAGGUGGUUUGCAAACACUGCAAACAAUUCACAAUGAUUUACGAAAAAAUAUACCCAUUGUUAUUAUUGAUGGCAGCGGUCCUAUGGCUGAUUUACUGACAGAUUUUCUGCAGCGUAAUCAAAGAAAAGAAAUAGGUAAUGAUCAUGAACAAAACAAAGAAGCAUACGGCACGGUUUUGAAAGACGAUGAUAAUGAAGAAGAAUCGUGGACGGAACUGUUUUCGGAGAAAUUACAAAGAGAUCUUCAACGAGAAUUUAAAACACAAUUAACUGAAAUAAGACAACGAUUAUUUGGCAUUUAUGAAGAUGAAAUAUUAACUAAAUCGCGUUCAUAUAAAAAAUCAGCUGGUUAUUUACUAAAUCCAUUUCAGAAACGUCAUUUACAAAAAAUGAUAUUGAUGUUUCUGUAUUGUCUUCAAAAACAUUUUCGUUCUAAUUUCAAAAUUUUUAGUUUUGAUAGUAAAUAUAAGUUAUAUGAUUCAAUCUAUAAGGCGUUUAUUCAAGCUCGUGAUAAUUUAGCAAUGGAGCUUAAUAAACCAUUUGAAGAUCAACUAGAUGUAGCAUUAAAAUGGAGUCGGGCAGAAGCAAUUAAUGAAUUGCUUGAUCACGUGCAGGAGCAUACUGACCGUAACAAUGGUAAAGUUGGUUUCAAUAUGACAGCAGACUAUGCAACAGCGAAAACAUUCCAAUCUGCUGAUCCAGCAAAAGUUGCUAUAAGAAAAAAACUUUUUAUUCCAGCCCUGUUACAAAGUAAAGCUGCAUUUGUUGAAAAUUUUAUGAAAUUAGGCUUUGAUUUACCACCAAUAUUAUUAACAAAAUUUGAACCGAAACAUAACUGGCGCUGGAAUGCCAAAAUAAAAUAUCUACGAGAAUUUGGCUUAGACUACCUUUCAGAACUUUAUCAUGAUUCAAAAUUGAAGACGGAACGUUUGUACAUUCAUGACAGAAUAAAACAUUCAAAAUUUGAUCUAGCAGAAAUAGAUGGAUUAAACGGAUUACUGACGGCUCUCAUUGGCAAUUAUAUGCGUCCACUUUAUACAACUCAAGUCAAAACAAAAAUCGCCACUGUCUCGUCUUCUAAAGUAAAACCACAACAGCAAGAACCAGCACGUUCGUCUUAUAAAGCUCGUCAACGUUAUACAUUUCAAUCAGUAAACAAAAGUGAUUUGAUUUUAGAAUAUAUUUAUCGUGAUUUAUUUUUAUGGUCUGUUAUAACACAUCGAAUUGAAUUAGCUAAGUUAUGCUUAGCUAAUAUGAAAAAUCGCAUAUUUUAUGAUCAAGAAACAAAAAAUAACUUGACAACAGAAGCAACUGAAUUUGAAGAAUUUGCUAUUGGUUGUUUAAAAUGUUGUUAUAAUGAUGAUAAAACAUAUGCUUGUGAAUUAGUUAUACGUAAAAUUGAUUUAUUUGGUGGAGUCACUUGUUUACAGGUCGCAGCUGCAGCUGAUAAUAAAAAAUUUUUACAUGAAGAAACAUGUCAACUUUUGUUAACAAAUAUUUGGUAUGAUCGAAUUGAACCAUUAAAAGAAACAUAUCUAUUUUAUUUGGAUUUAAUCACGUUUAAUGUACCACGGACAUUCGUUCGUUUAAUAAAAGAAAUGAAGGAGGCAAAGAAAAGAUAUGAAGCACAAGCCAGAUCUAUAUAUAUUGAUGGCACAACUUCAGAAAAAGUAGCUGAUCGAGCUGUUCAAAGGCUCGAAUCCAACGGUAUUGAUUACACGAAUGAUUAUAAUGAUAAAGAAAGACCUAUCCGGCGUUUUUGUCAUUUUCAUGAAACACCAAUUGCCAAAUAUCAUUAUUGCUGUGUGUUUUACCAAGACAGUCAAAAACCAUGGGGAAAAGUUCUUACGUAUUUUGAUAUUAAAAAUCGUUCUUCAAAUUUACUUAUUAUUCUUCCAGCAUAUAUUUUGUUUUAUAUUGGCUUAAUAUUUCGAUUUAAAUAUACUAGUGAUGAUUCAUUUUCUGUUGCAAGAAUUAUCUUAUCGUAUGAUCUUGAAUUUUGGUUUAUUCGAUCCUUAUUGUUCAUUGGAAUAGCUAAAAGUCUUGGUCCAAAACUUGUAAUGAUAAGAAAAAUGAGUAAUGAUUUAAUGUUUUUUGUAUUUUUAAUAAUUGUUGCCAUUAGUGCAUAUGGUAUUACAUCUCGUUCAAUGUAUUUAUAUGGAACAUUUCAGUUUAAUUUGGCACAAAUAUUUGAAAAUGUUAUUUAUCCAGUUUACUAUUUUAUAUAUGGGAGUUUUGACGAUGAAAGAACGGCUUUACAAGUCCCAGUGCCGCGACAACAGUUGGAACUCAAAUAUUAUUAG